GCUGUUUAUAAGGACUGGAGCAGGCGAAUGAGAGGAGAGAAGAGUCAUUACAAAACAGAGAAACUAUCGUGAUUAAAGAUUGCAGCAGAUUUCUUGGACUAUUCAUACCACAGAUGCCAUGUCGCUCUUGUUCAGGAACCCUCUCACCUUUCCAUUGGUCCUCUCCAUCGUCAUCCUCGUCUUCACCUCUGCGGUGACAUCACCAUCACCCCGGACAGCUACUCUCCGGCCUGGUGGUCUUCCUUUCCCCCUUCAUGAGAAGCUACAGGAUGUGGACUACGAGAACCUCUCAGAGGAGCCCGUGAGCUUGCCAGCCCCCACGCCCAACCCCUCGGCCCCGCACUGCGAUUACAACUCCUGCCGGGACCAGCAGGAGCCGUGCCUGCUGAUGGCGGCCACCCAGGGCUGUGUGUGCCCGGGGUCGACGGGGCCCCUGGAGCGCCCGGAGCCGCCGCACCUGUUCCGGCUGUGGCGUGAAGGUCCAGGCAGUGUGCUGGUGCACUGGUGUGCGCCCGCCUCCAAUGUCACCUCCUACCAUGUGCGGGUAGAGGGCCAGGAGGGGCAGCGAGAGGUGGGUGUGAUGUCGAGGGUGAUGGACCUGGGCGAGGUGCAAGAGGGAGCGGAGGUGUGCGUGCAGGCGGUGAACUUCGCCGGGGUCAGUGAGCCCACCAGCUACUCCUGCACCCGCUACGAGCCGCACAGCUCGGAGUCCACCUUGGCGCUGAAGCUCGGGGUCAUAUGUGGGGUGGCGGUACUGGUGGUGGUGCUGGCGUUGGCCCUGGUGCUGUGGAGGCUCAGAACACACCGGAACAGUCGCGCACGGGUGGAGACCUGGUAGAGGAGAAGGUGAAAUACUCUGAUAGAAUGGCGUAACUCUCACUUUAAACAUUAAAAUACUCUGAGGACACAGACAAAGUGAAGGAGAAUGAAUGUUAUGGAAGAGACUGAGACCACUACUGGACAAACCAAGUGUUAAGAAGCACUUUAGCUAUUUACUUAUAUUUGUAUUAUUAGAGGACAAUGUUUACGUGCUUUUCUUAAUUUUUUAUUUUUGGAUAUCUUUUGGAAUAUAUAUAUAUCCUUUUAAAGAUGAUCUCAGCUGGCUGUAUACUGUCUGCAUGUUUCACUAUUAUGAACUUCUGUUUCAAGGACAGGACGGAAACCGCCUCCGACCUUUCCAGCUGCUACUCAGCUCGUACCACUCAUCUGUCCUGCUGCCGCCACGUUCCCCGCGUGGGCGGCACAUGGCGCACGGCACACAUGGGGCUCAAACCUGAACAGCCACCCUAGGCAGGUGUCCUGCUGAGCAUAAGAAACAGGUGAAGGCCUGAAGACAGAGGGACACAGCACUCUGUAAUUAAGCCUGCGCUUGUUCCCGCUGUCAGCAUUUCCCAUGAUCUAGGAAUGGGAUUGAGAAAGUGUCCAAAGCACUACAGCCGCAGCAGGGCAUCUGACCAUGUUGCAAUCAGUGCACAGAGCCCCAUUUCAGCCACAGGCAUUUUUAUAUCAGCUUACUAAUGAUUUGCCUCACUGAAAUGCCAUGUUAACAUUUUAAUUUUCUAUCAUUUCUUGUUCCAUAUUUAAAUGUUCAGUUCAAAAUUAAUACACUUUAUAAUGGGAAAAUAGACAAAUAAAGUCCUCUUUAGGGAUUUGUUCAAGA
Messenger RNA from Electrophorus electricus (electric eel), 1660 nucleotides. Its product is annotated as LRRN4 C-terminal-like protein. The record is from RefSeq and is a predicted model, not a curated record. NCBI's taxonomy places the organism in Eukaryota, Metazoa, Chordata, Actinopteri, Gymnotiformes, Gymnotidae. Gene Ontology annotation, molecular function: protein binding.